Molecule: messenger RNA, 497 nt
Organism: Lycium barbarum (goji berry)
Lineage: Eukaryota; Viridiplantae; Streptophyta; Magnoliopsida; Solanales; Solanaceae
Product: inactive protein RESTRICTED TEV MOVEMENT 2-like
Exons: 2
Coding region: 75-485 (136 amino acids)
Source: RefSeq, a predicted model, not a curated record
AAAACCUUUCCAUCAACAAGAACAAAAGCCUUGAAGCAACAAGAUUACACAUUAGCAAAAGAAAGAAGAAAAAAAUGCAGAAGAUGAAUUCAAAGGGAGCUGAAGUUGCUACACCCACUCAAAUAUAUGAAGAUUUUGUGCCAUCUUCAAAGCUAGUUAAGGAAGAACAUUCUGACACUCUUCACCUUACUCUUCCAGGUUUCAAGAACGAACAGAUGAGGGUUCAACUGACCAAAACAGGAAUUCUGAAGAUCAGUGGACAAAGGCCAAUUGGGCAGAAUAAAUGGCAGAGAUUUCAGAAGGAAUUUCCAGUUGCAGAAAAUUGUGACCAAAGCAAAAUCAGUGCAAAGUUUGAAAAUGGCACACUUUAUAUUAAACAACCAAAACUGAUAACUUCAUCAGUGAAAAAAGAUAAGGAAUUGGCAGCCACAGAAGCUGAGAAUAGCCCUGCAGCUAAAAGACAGAAGAUCCUCUUUAAGAGAUGAAUUUAGUAAGCA